Messenger RNA from Calypte anna (Anna's hummingbird), 1347 nucleotides. It is a transcript of the gene FOXD1, whose product is annotated as forkhead box D1. The record is from RefSeq and is a predicted model, not a curated record. Gene Ontology annotation, biological process: cell differentiation; regulation of transcription by RNA polymerase II; anatomical structure morphogenesis. Bases 1 to 1263 code for a protein of 420 amino acids. The transcript is spliced from 2 exons. NCBI's taxonomy places the organism in Eukaryota, Metazoa, Chordata, Aves, Apodiformes, Trochilidae. Gene Ontology annotation, molecular function: DNA-binding transcription factor activity, RNA polymerase II-specific; RNA polymerase II cis-regulatory region sequence-specific DNA binding.
AUGACCCUGAGCUCGGAGAUGUCCGAGGCGUCGGCGCUGGCUGAGGAGACCGACAUCGAUGUGGUGGGCGAAGAGGACGACGAGGAGGACGACGAAGAGCCGCAGCCGCGCCGCUGCCGCCGCUCUUACGCCGAGGACGAGGAGGAGGAAGAAGAAGACGAGGAGGAUGUUGGCGACCUCCACGACGACGCCCUGCUGCCGCGGUCGCCCGUGCGCGGCGGAGGCGGAGGCGGCGGCGGCGGGGUGGGCAGCGGGGCCGGUGCCGGCGGCUCCCGGCCCCCCUCGCGGGGCGGCCCGCAGAAGGCGGCGGGCAGCGGCGGGUCGGGCGGCGGCGGCGGCAGCGGCGGCGGUGGCAGCGGCGGUAGCGGGGCAGGCGGCGGCAAGAACAGUCUGGUAAAGCCUCCCUACUCCUACAUCGCCCUCAUCACCAUGGCCAUCCUGCAGAGCCCCAAGAAGCGGCUGACGCUGAGCGAGAUCUGCGAGUUCAUUAGCGGGCGCUUCCCCUACUACCGGGAGAAGUUCCCCGCCUGGCAGAACAGCAUUCGCCACAACCUCUCCCUCAACGACUGCUUCGUGAAGAUCCCUCGGGAGCCCGGCAACCCGGGCAAGGGCAACUACUGGACGCUGGACCCCGAGUCCGCCGACAUGUUCGACAACGGCAGCUUCCUGCGCCGCCGAAAGCGCUUCAAGCGGCAACAGCUCCCGGCUCCCGAGCUGCUGCUGCGUGCCGUGGACCCCGCCGCUUUCCUGCCGCAGCCCCCGCCCCAGCCCCCGCAGCAGCCGCCCUGCGCCUACGGACCCUAUGGCUGCGGUUACGGCCUCCAGCUCCAGCCCUACCACCCCCACUCCGCCCUCUUCGCCUUCCACCACCCCUCCCCGCCACCCCGCCAGCCCCCCGCCGCCCCCGGCAGCGCCCCCGGCGCGGCGUUGCCCCCCGCCGCCGCCGCGCCGCCGGGCCCCUUGCUGCCGGCAGCGGAGCUGGCACGGACGCCCUUCGGCUACGCGCACCCGCUGGGCCCGGCGCUAGCGGCCUCGCUUCACGCCGCCAAGCCCGGCAGCGGCGCGGCGCUGGCCCGGUCACCCUUCUCCAUCGAGAGCAUCAUCGGGGGGGGGCCCGGCCCCGGCGCGGGCAGCAGCUGCGCCUCGCAGUCGGCCGCCGCGCCGGGGCUGGCCCGCUCGCUGGGGAGCGCCGGGGGCAGCCUGCCCCCCUCCGCCGCCCUGCCCGCCGCCCCCGGCUUCGCGGCCCGGAUCUCUAACUGUUAAGGGUUUGUGAGUCUUUCCGAAGUGUUUUUCAGAAACUGGAAAGACGGGACAUAAGAUAUCUGUCGGUCUCUAUUUGCUGUCCGC